Seminavis robusta is the source of this 1014-nucleotide messenger RNA. The record is from the annotation of a GenBank genome assembly. Lineage: Eukaryota; Bacillariophyta; Bacillariophyceae; Naviculales; Naviculaceae.
AUGAUCAGGAAACCCCUGCAACGGCGCAACCCGACAGCCUUGGCUAAGACUCGUGAAAAGGAAGGUCGUGCUCAAGCAGAGCGUCAAAAGCAGCCAUUCUACAAUCCGUCCGAGUUUAAAGAUCGAGAGCUCCCUUUGGUAUACAAGCCCAAGGUGAUUAAGCAAUUGGGAGAUCACUGCUAUAUUUUCCACUGUACCGUCAAGGGCAACACGGGGAAUCGAUUCAACAAGAACAUGAUUGUGUUGGUGGAUCGGAAUGCCAAUGCCGAUAUGAGUCCCGAACAACAAGCACGAGGUGUCUUGACGCUGAUCAAUCCACUCCGGUUGUCUCCAGAAGGCGAAGCCAAAUUACUCGAGUUGGGUGUCUUGACCAAUUUGAUCCGUUUGGGACCCUCCGAACAUGCCGCCUUUGAAGACAACUACUACUUGACCAAAUUUCCAGACAUUCAGCGAUGGGCACCGGGUCCCUUUGCAUCGUGUCCGAAUCUGCCGUUGGAUCAAGUGCUCUACGACACGACACCCACUCGAAAACUCAAAUUGGAUGCUCCCAUUUCUCCCGUCUCUCCACAUCCCGACAUUCAAGUAUUCGUCUUUGAAGAAACAGUACAACCCGAAGCACUCUUGGUCCUCAGUUCCAAACGAGCAUUGAUUGCCGGAGAAUGUCUCCAAUACCAACUCGACAAUCCCUACGUCAAUGACAGUGUCCGAACACAGUAUCACGAACCACUCGGACUCCUCGAUGCCCGCAUUGUCAUGUCGGAACAUUGGAUUCACAUGCAAUCUGUUGUGAGCACCAAUUCCAAAAAACUCAGUCAUUCCUUCAAAUCGCGCGCCCAACGCAACAAAACAUUCUUUUCCAACAGUGGAAAGUUCAAAUUGCGAAAUGAUUUUGUGCGACUCUUGAAAUUGGAACUGGCACGGUUCAUUAGUUCCAGUGGAAAUUCCACGCUACAAGAUGAUGCCGUCAAGGACGAUAUUACCGCCGCCAUGGAACGGGCUUGUCAAUUGGUAUAG